AUUAUUAUGGAUUAGUAAAAAGUUUAUCAAAAUCUGAUCUAACUCCUGAAAAUGUUCAAAUGGCAUUAGAAAGAAAUUUUGGUGGCACUGAUCGAAAUGAAAAUCCUUGUGAAGUAUAUUUCGAUACAGUGUUAAGAACAUUUAAUAAAUAUCAGAAUUGGACAUAUGAGCCAAUUCCAACAUUAACUUUGAUUAAAGCUAAUUUGGAUGAUGAGAGUGCAAGACAUCUUAUGGUUAUUGGAAAAAGUGAUUCUAUAGUAACUAUUUUGACAUAUCAAUUAAAAGAGAAAAAAUUAGAUCCGGUAGUUAUUUUAGGAUCUCAAUUUCAAGAUGACCAACAAGAUUACUCUUAUAGUGUUUUAAGCAGGAUUAUGAUGUGCGUUGAAUCCGGAAGAUCACUUAUCUUGACAGAUUUAGAGAUUAUUUAUGGCGCUCUUUAUGACUUGUGGAACCAAAAUUAUAUUGUAUUUGGAAGUAAAAAUGAUCCAAAAUAUUAUACUCGUGUUGCAUUGGGAGCUUAUGCAAAUCCUAU
This is a messenger RNA of Cetraspora pellucida, 532 nucleotides long. The record is from the annotation of a GenBank genome assembly. NCBI's taxonomy places the organism in Eukaryota, Fungi, Glomeromycota, Glomeromycetes, Diversisporales, Gigasporaceae.